AUGUUCCCUCCUCCUCCUCGUGUCAAAAGAGACGUGACUCUUACCUGGGACGAAGCCGUAGCUAAUGGCGGCAUUCAGCUUGGCAGGCUCGGCGGAACCCGAACGGAAUCUCAAUACCUAUUGUUGAGUGAUCUGGAGAGUCCCACAGACAUCCCUGAGGGUACUGGCAAUGGCUGGAGUGUCAAUGAAGAGCCAAACGGACAAGCACCACCUGAAUUCGUUGAUGCAUUCGAUGAGCUGGAUAUACCUCAAGGUAGCGCGAACCACUACAGAGUAUCUCUGCAAAAUCAGAAAUUCAAAAACUGCUGGCAUACUGGUCUACCCCCAAUUAGUGCCAGGUUCAGUGUUCACGUCAACGUCAAGGGCAAGACGAUUGUUGCAAAUGUCAGUCACAGUCCCGCCGCCAUGAUCAACGAACAAGAAAGUGUCCCAGCAGACUGGAAACAGAAGCUUCCGAAGGUGUCGCGGAUGUCUGACGUAGUUUGGAUACAAUGGGCGACGGUAGCAAAGGCGGAGGCAACACCGUUGGCAGUCAGCGAUUUGAAAUACAUCUUCCGGCAUGAGAUCAUCAUGGAGAAUACUAGAUCCAUUAUCGAUCAAGCAGCGGCCAAAGGAGAGGACGAGUUCAACGAGAAUUGGCCCGGACUCAAAUUCGUCACGACCGACACACAAUUCCAGGCACUCUUAGGUACUAUCCACGGAGUUUCUAUCGUAGAUCUCCUGGUCUCACAUCCUAAUGAGUUGGGUACCAAGUCGAUCGAGGCCGUCAAUAUCUUCACUACAGAUGAAGGUGACAACUACCACAUGCUGUGGACUCUGACAGGAGACGGAAAUACUCCGACGGCAAGCUGA
Letharia columbiana is the source of this 852-nucleotide messenger RNA. RefSeq lists its product as uncharacterized. Bases 1 to 852 code for a protein of 283 amino acids. Lineage: Eukaryota; Fungi; Ascomycota; Lecanoromycetes; Lecanorales; Parmeliaceae. The record is from RefSeq and is a predicted model, not a curated record. The transcript is spliced from 4 exons.